AUGGGGAAAUCCAAUAAUUCCCAAACAAUUCAUUCGGAUGUCGCUGUGGAGCCCUUUGCUGGGUCUCCUCACCAUACUCUCAGACAUAAUGACAUAGUUUCUUCUACAAAGCUGUCUAUCCCUCUCCCACCCAGUCUGAUUAUUCCCUCCCAACCUCCUUCCCCCUCGUCACCGACUAGUCCCGAGUACUUUGAUGCGGUGGAUGACUGGUCAGCGGACACCAACGAUGAAGACGACCUAUUCUACGAUGCUUAUGAAGGGCCCCUCGAACACUCCUCGCCAGAGUGUACGGAUAUGGAGACAUGUGCAUACGAAUUGCAGUACGAAGGGGCAGCCAAGGGUGCGAUAGGCGGCCGCAAGCCACGCGUAGGCCCACCCCGCAGCACCAUGGGCACUGCCUCUGCCUCUGCCUCUGCCUCUACCUUCCCCUCUGUUCCCGCGCUCCCCUCGACCCCGCUCACUUUUACUUCCUCCCGAGGCCCAUCCAAGCCCACGUCUGGUCCCGAAACCAAGACAUCCGCAACCAGUCUCGCGGCCGAGCAAGCGCAAAGGGCAGUCCCGCCACCUGUGCGCGCACCACUGAAGAAGGCAUUAGUCGUCGGGUUCAACUAUACCAAGAGCGGCUUUAGUGAGGACAAGCAUCUGAAAUAUGCAGUUAGAGAUGCUGAGUUGUGGCGAAAGACCCUUAUGGACAAAGGAGUUUUGGACGAGAAUAUUACGAUUUUUACAGACAUCAAUCCUGAAUUGGCCACUUAUCAUCACUUGCUGCAUUCCAUUAGAUGCUUGGUCCACGACGUGAGGGCCGGAGAUACUCUUUUCUUUGUCUACUCUGGGCAUGCGAUUCUGUCCCAAGAGUACGGCCCGUCCAUUCUGACCGCUGACAGGAUGAUCUUCCCCCGGUACAUCCUGGAACAGGAGCUCGUCAUGUCGAUUCCCGCUGGCGCUGACUUGAAAGUCGUUUUCGAUUGCUGCCACUCGGCUGGAAUGAUCGGUCUUCAGUACUGUGUCGGACGCAUGGCACCGCCUCCCCUCCUCCCGCGUGCCGAAGAACUUGCUGCCCACACGGCUCAAUGCGCCAAGCCACAGGGAACCAGUCAACCCACAGAGGUAGCACCGCCUCAUACGUCGCAACCGUUUUCACACGCUCCCCAACACGGCUCGCUCUACGGCAUAUCGACUGCGGGUGAUGUCACAGCUCCUCGCCGUCCACCUGUCACGCCUGCCAUGGUCGACCUGAACACGUUUGCGGGCCCUCAGCCACAACGCCACCCCCGCGGUGGCGUGGUUGCUGCCCCUCCCAUGGCAGCUCCUGCCGCCGCCACCGCCGCCGGGAGCCAACUUGGAACCGCGGUAGAUGCGGCCAGGCGCUUGGCCUCGUUUAUUGGGCUUGGUUCAUCACCUACCCCAAACGCGACUCCACCUGCCUCAACUCAAACCGAAAUUCCGGCCCAGGUCCAGACCUCGGCACCAGCCGAGGUUGCCUUCCAGGCGUCCAGUGCUCCUGCGCGCCCCUCUGUUCCACGCCGUGCUUGCCAAGGAGUAGUCGAGGGCGACCGCAUGCCUGACUAUUUCGAGGAGCGCAAGGAUGGCUUUGUUAGGCCUGCCGGUAAAGUGGCAAGUCUAGUCUUCUGUAUGGUCUGGGCCGCCACCGGUAAAAACCAGAAAGCUUUCGAAGCGUACGGAAGGGCAAAACAGGGCAUCGUGACGAAGGCUAUGUGUGAUGCGCUUGCUGCCUGCGCUGAUGGAGUAAGCACCUGUCGGGAAGUAUGGAGCUACCUCGUCCAAGAAAUCGACUGCGAGAACAACCACCGAAGCAAACGUGACGCAAGCAAGGGCAACGCACCAGCGUUUGGCCGUAUUCAACAUGCCGAACUCUGGGUCUCCCAAGGCGACCCGGAUGUGCCCCUUUGCUCGGCAGGGCCCAUUCUAGACCAGCCUAUGCUGUGA
Rhizoctonia solani is the source of this 1947-nucleotide messenger RNA. Its product is annotated as ICE-like protease (caspase) p20 domain protein. The coding region runs from base 1 to 1947 and encodes 648 amino acids. The transcript has 10 exons. NCBI's taxonomy places the organism in Eukaryota, Fungi, Basidiomycota, Agaricomycetes, Cantharellales, Ceratobasidiaceae. The record is from RefSeq and is a predicted model, not a curated record.